CAGCGAGCGCGACGAUCGAGAACACGCCGCACCCGGACGACGCGGGACAUUGCGAGGGGCGACAGCUGCACUGAUCAAUUGACUGUUGAGCCGUGGACGCGACUGAUAACUGCGCGGGCGCGACGACGCGCAGGGAGGGAGAAAGCGCAAGCGGCGCUGCGAGACGAGCCGCGAAGGGCCUCCCUCAUCGAAGCGACAAAGGUCGAGACGAGAAUCGCGAGACGGCCGAAGUACUGUUUAGUAUCGGAGAGGACGAAGAAGAAGGCAACCAGGAGCGGCAGCAAAAAUGACGUCGACGCCGCAGGAGGUGCAGCUGCACACGAUCGAGCGGACGCCCGAGUACGAAGACUUCAUGACGCGGCUCCGCGAGUACCAUGCGAAGCGCGGUACGACGCUGGACCCGGAGCCCAAGGUGGGCAUGAUUCACCUGGACCUGUACAAGGUAUUCAACCACAUCGUGGCCAACGGCGGCUACGACAAGGUCUCGGAGGAGAAGCUGGCGUGGCGGCGGAUGGCGUCGGAGCUGGGCCUCUUCUCCAACAACGAGGCCUCGACGGCGUUUUCGCUCAAGGAAAAAUUCUACAAGAACCUGGCGGCGUUUGAGAUUAGCACCGUCCACGGCAAGGAGCCGCCGCCCAAGGACAUACUCGAGGACGUGACGGCCAAGGGCGCCAACCUGCUGACGCGGACGCGCGACAACUUCCGCGGCAAGCGCGACAGCAACGUCAACGCGACCGACUCGGCGGCAUCGGGCGACGACGGGACUCCCACGCGCGAGCGGUCGGCCGCCGACAUCCCCGUGUCGAGCGCGCGGGCGUCGAGGGGCCUGCGGGAAGCGCCGCCGCAGAGGGUCAUCUUUCAACCCGACACCGGCCCGACUCGGACGACCCGGCAGGCCUCGAACCAGCAGCACCCGCCGCACGCUUCUCCCGCAAACAACCACUCCCAAACACCACAACACCACCCGGGAAUGCAGCAGCCGAUGCCUCACGGCGGCGGGCCCGGCCGCGGCCCGUCCAUCAUGCACCACCCUCCCAACGCCGACAACACGUCGCAGAUGGUCCUGUCGUACCAUCCCAAGCACGUCAAGCCCCUCCAGCUCCGCGCCGUCGCGACCCCGAGCAGCGCCCCGAGCGAGUUUCCCCGCCAGCGCCUGCCGCACCGCCCGGCGCCAGUCGACGCCGCAAACAGGCAGCCGAUGCUGCCAGGCACUGGCUUCGACGGCCCCAACAUCUACACGCGCUGCCUCAACGCGCUGCGGUCCGGAAUCCCCGCCGAACAGGCGUUUGGUCUGAACCACCUAGUCAAGAUAUCGUUCGAGCGCGGCGACAAAUUCCGAUUCGACGCGUUCCCGGGCCUCGCCGAGGGCCUCGUCGACAAGGCGCUCGAGGUGGGCAACCUCCACUACCACGUCGACUGGAAGGUCGUGUGGGACGCGUCGGCCGACACGGGUGACAUUGGCUGCCUCGACGGCAACAACGGCACGCCCGACAUCCUGGAGCGGAUCGCGAGCCUCGUCGAGCGGGACGUGCCCGAGGCGCUGCAGACGGCCGAGUACUCGGACAGGCUCGUACUCGUCACCGAGGCGGUACUGACGAUGCGCAACAUGGUGACGCUGCCCGAGAACGCGCACAACAUGUCCGACUUUUACCCGCUCAAGGACCUCGUGUGCAUCAUCCUGCAGCUGCCGCCGAGGGACCUGCUCGCCGAGCUCAAGCACAUGGCCCUGGACAUUGCCGAGCAGCUGACGCCCUUUGUCGUGCUCGACGGCGCUGACCCGCUCUACCGCUCAUUGCUGGCGCAGCUGGCGUCGGACGACCGCGGGACCAUCCUGACGGCACUGCGGGCGCUGGGCCGCAUCUCGGUCAACCUCGAGGCGACCAACAAGCUGCCGGACGUGACGCCGAACGUGCUGCGGCGCAUCGCCAGCUGGCUGCUGCUCAACGACGACGAGCUCAUCGACGCGUGCCUCGACUUCCUGUACCAGUACACGGCCGUGGCGCCAAACGUGGACAAGCUCAUCCGCACGACGGCGCCCGAGAACCUCGUGGACCAUCUGGUGCGCCUCCUGUCGCACGGGGCGCGCAAGGUGCAGCGCGAGUUCAUCCUGCACCCGGAGCAGAAGCUGCCGUCGCGCGACGAGAUCGCGCCCGUGCCCGAGGACCUGCUGCAGGAGAUGGUACGGCUGGACGAGCCGGAUCGUGUGCACCGCUGGGUCAGGUGUUUCUUCGAGGAGGACAACGACUCGUUCGUGACGCAGCUCGCAGCGUGGCAGGCGUACCAGUCGGCGUUUGUCGGGCCCCUCAAGGCGGCGGGCAAGCCCAUGAUCACGCCGGCCGACUUUAUCCGCAACAGCACGUCGGUGUAUAAGAAUUCGAACGCGCAGGUGCUGCGGGAGCCCGGCGAGGCGCAGCAGAAGUUCAUCAUUCACGGCAUCCGCGCGCGGCCGCGGCCCCUGAGCGCCGACGGCGCCGAGUACGCGCGCUGCUACUGGGCGAUGAACCCGGACAGGAAGAACGAAAAGUGCGGGCAGUUCUUCCUCAAGCCUGAGCAGAUGUGGAAUCAUAUCUUGACGGCCCAUCUCGGCGAGCAGCGGAACGAGGCCGGCCAGUUUGACAACUCGGAAAAGGACUUCAAGUGUACGUGGGGCGAGUGCGCCAAGUACGGCCGGCCGACCAAGCUGCACCUGCAGGACUUUGCGCGGCACAUCAACACGCACAUUCUGUCGGUGCUGCCGGGCCCGACGCGCGGGGGCUCGGCGCGGCCGGCGUGGGUGAUACCCGCCAAGACGAUGGCGGUGACAUACGAGGAGACGGCGACGACGCGCGACGAGCGCAACCCCAACGCGCCCCUGCAGGCGGCGGGCAUCCCGCUCAGCGCGGUGCUGGUGCUGCGCAACAUUGCGCGCAACGUGGUUAAGACGGACGCCGAGGAGGAGCUCGUCAAGACGCAGAAGCGCGGCGGCGAGCGCGGCGGGUGGAACGAGAAGCUGUUCCGGCCCGCGCAGCCGCGGCUGUUUGAGAUAUUGGCCGAGAACAGGGCACUGAGCCCCUAUAUCGCCUCGCUCCUGGACCUGAUUCGGGUCGAGGCCGAUGUCGACGAGGACGACGACUGACGCGGGGGACGGGGGCGUUUGAGUCUUUGGGGCCGGUCAUCGCUUUGGUGCACCGCUUGGGUGGGCGCUUCUGUGCAGGCGUUUGGAGAGCUCUGCUCGAGCUAGGGAGUCGACGGGAUUUACAACGUUACAACGUACGAAAGAACUUGGCAGCACGAUUCAGAAGCGAAUGUCCUGCUCGGCAGCUAUACGUCCUCGGCCGUGCCCGUGUGCUCGUGUUUCCCGCGUAGAGAAACAUAGGGGGAGAGAGGGAGACGGCGCUCCCCUGGUUGUAGCUGGCCUUGCACGACAUGGUUUGGUAUAGUAUGCAAGGUUGCUUUGCUUGCGCUGCCUCGCCGGCGAGUCGGGGACACGCCCUGGAACGAAGCCUGCCCUGCCAUGCCAUGCCCUGCACGUCGCACGGAGCACAACAUGCGUGACCGCCGGCCUGCCUGCCGUGCGUGUGUGCAUGCGUGUGUGCGUGUGUGCGUGUGUUUUCGGGAGCUGUGGCCUUGCAAUGUCAUGCUGCCGGCGUCACCGGCGGCUCGAGCGAGCUCGUGUCCUCUGUGACAUUACCUAC
Molecule: messenger RNA, 3674 nt
Organism: Purpureocillium takamizusanense
Lineage: Eukaryota; Fungi; Ascomycota; Sordariomycetes; Hypocreales; Ophiocordycipitaceae
Exons: 3
Coding region: 287-3115 (942 amino acids)
Biological process (GO): regulation of DNA-templated transcription
Molecular function (GO): DNA binding
Source: RefSeq, a predicted model, not a curated record